UGAGUAGUCUUCCCUACACUAUCGAACAGAUGACUGAUGUGGAUACAGAAAUCACCAUAUGAGCGGACACAGCACUCCCGGCAAAGCUCCAGCCAUCCCAAGCGAGAGAACCAACUCAAUGAGCACCGAACUCUCAUCCCACGAGACCAUACCAUCCAUAGACACCAUCUGUCCCCCCGAGAUAUUCACCCUAAUAAUCCAAGAUUACCUCGAGCGGCAAUACCCCAUCCACCCACUAAUCCACAUCCCGACCUUCAAGCAGCAAAUCUCCCAAAACCUCCACCAAACGGACCCCAAACUCUUCAGCUUCACCAUCUCCCUCUGCGCGACCUUCUGCGCCGUGCAGCCCCGCCGCUUCGCCCACUACCAGUCCCUCUGCGCCGCGUUCAAGACCGCGUACCCUACGAUCCGGGACUUCGUCAAGCGAGUGCACCUCGUGAUCCAGAGGCAGCGGGAUCCAGACGCGUAUGAGGACCUGACCAUGACGGACUGGGCGCUGGCGUGUACGCUGUUUAUGUCUCAUGCGUGUAUAGGGCAGAGCAGCAGUGCGAGGAUGUAUAAAGCCGAGGCGACGGCUAUUAUCAUUGAGUUGGUAGGCGGGCAUCGGUUAGGGAAGUAUGCGAAUCCGAUUGAGGUGCAGUUGAGGAAGAAGGCGUUUUGGAUCACCGUUGCGGCACAUAUCUGUCUCCGCAUAACCGGCGAAUCCCUCGAAACCCUAACCGACCGCUCCGUCUUCGAACAAGUCGACGCCGAAAACCUCCAGAUCCUCCCCCUCGACGACGAAUACAUCACCGCGGACUCCAUCCUCGCGCCACCACCCGGCGAACCCCAACUCACAGCCGCAUUCUGCGAGACCACCAAACUGAUCAAGACCAUGGCAGCUAUCACUAAGGAUCCCACGCAGCCGAAAGCCGUCACGGCGGGUGGCGGUCUAGGUCUCCGCCACAUGUCUUCUUCUUCUUCUUCUUCUUCUUCCUCUGAGUGUUUUGUGGCUGAGAAGUUGGGUGCUUGUGGGGGGUGUGGGAGGGUGAUUCGGAUGGCGCCGAGGAUGCUGGUUUUUAGGAAUAGGUUGGGGAAGGUGGCGGGGUGCUUGAGGGGGUUGCCGGGGUAUUUGGCGGCGGGGUAUGAGUUUGGUGGGGGUGGGGGUGGAGAUGAGGAUGAGCGAGGGAGUGGUAGAGGUGGUGCUGGUGGUGAUGGGCGAUUAAAAGCGAGGCAAAUUGAGACAGUGAGGACGAAUAUGCAUGUUGAGCAUCUGUGGAUGCAGAAUGUGUUGAUUGAGAGGCUGAGUAUGGCGUCUAAGACGGAGAGUGACGGCGCGAUGGGCCCGAAAGACAUUUGGGAGUUGAGGGAGGAGGUUUGUAGGAGGUUGUUGGGGGUGUUGGAUAGGGCGAAGGAGGAGUUUGUGGAGCCGAAUGGUCAUGCUUUGAUCCUUAAAAUCCGGCAAAUCGCAGCCUCACUCCUCGAUUUCCAACCAAGUGAUGACCCAGCACAAAUGGAAAUUGUGCGUAGCGCUCAAUUAUAUCUGAAACGCUUCACAGACGCUCUGAAGAGACUGGAUAGCAGCUAUCUCCACGGCCAGGUCAUUGAUAUGAAUAUCAUGAAUCAGCAGCACAUGGCUCUAGCAGCGAAUAGGAAUGCUGGAUGACAUGGGUGGAGAGGAUGUUAGUUCUGGGGAGAAGAGGGCUGGGAGGAUUUCAUGGAUGGGUUGAGAGUAUGCAUAGCGAUUUAGAUGGAAAUUAGCUAUAAAUUGAGUGUGUUGCUUCUUGUUGUUGACUGCUAGUCCCCAGAGCUUUUGACGCUUGCCUCCAGGGAGGAGUGAGGGGAUGAAGACUGAAGAGGCGAGCGCAGGUCCCAGGGAACAACGAUCGAGAAAAAAGGUUGGCAGCCAACUCUCGACUAUUGGGAGGGCAUGAAUCACCUUGUAGAAACAAUGCCGUUAUUUUCGCAAAACCCUAGAUCCGAAGACUGAUGUCAAGUGAUGAGGAUGAUUGAG
Messenger RNA from Cadophora gregata, 1993 nucleotides. RefSeq lists its product as uncharacterized. The coding region runs from base 59 to 1645 and encodes 528 amino acids. The transcript is spliced from 3 exons. NCBI's taxonomy places the organism in Eukaryota, Fungi, Ascomycota, Leotiomycetes, Helotiales, Ploettnerulaceae. The record is from RefSeq and is a predicted model, not a curated record.